Messenger RNA from Nicotiana tabacum (common tobacco), 2573 nucleotides. Its product is annotated as polyadenylate-binding protein-interacting protein 4. Gene Ontology annotation, biological process: cytoplasmic stress granule assembly. Gene Ontology annotation, cellular component: cytoplasmic stress granule. Lineage: Eukaryota; Viridiplantae; Streptophyta; Magnoliopsida; Solanales; Solanaceae. Gene Ontology annotation, molecular function: mRNA binding. The record is from RefSeq and is a predicted model, not a curated record.
AGAAGAUCUUUAGGGGGAGGCAUCAUAAUGUACUCCGUGUAAGAGAAGAACCCAUUUUUGCAAUUUGGGCAAUUUCAGUUUUCUCGGUGGCGGUAGACGCGGUGUGACUUCUUCAGCCUUUCCAAUUCCGUUGACAUAAAACGGCGUCGUUUCUAAUCAAAUUUAAUUCUCUUUGCUAGGAUCGCAACAUUCUCUCUCUCCCCAUCUCUCUUUUCUCUUGAGCAGAGAACACAAGUAUUGGAGCUAGGGUUCUUGCACACACACUUGGGACUUGAAGAUUUGAAGCUUUUGUGUAUAGACUGAACCCGAGCUGAACUGCAUCUCACCUAUAAACACAUUUUUGAGGACGAUGCAGCAGCCUGUGCAGCCAAGGCCUUCUGCCAAUGGAUAUGGCCGUCGUAAAGUUGAAAAAGAAAUGGGUACUAGGUUGGAGAGUGAAGUUCAAUCUGGAAAAACUACUUCCCGUCAAUUUGCUGGUGUAGGUAAAGGGGGAGCAUAUCAAAGCCCGUCACGUGAUCGACUAAUUUAUUUAACUACUUGUCUUGUUGGACAUCAAGUGGAAGUACAAGUGCUGGACGGAUCUGUGUUUUCUGGGAUACUUCAUGCAGCAAACACUGAAAAAGAUUCUGGUAUUAUUCUGAAAAUGGCCCAUUUGAUAAAAGAUUGUACAGAGGGAAUGAAGAGUACUUCUGAAACUUUUAGCAAGCCUCCAUCAAAGACUCUAAUAAUCCCGGGUAAAGAGUUUGUGCAAGUUACAGCAAAGGGUGUGCCUGUAACUUUAGAUGGCUUCAGAACAGAAUUCAUGCUGGAAAAGCAGCAGGAACUUUUGACAGAUUCAUGCAUUUCACAAUCUCGGCAUAAUGAGGUAGCGCGGCAGUUGGAACGCUGGGUACCUGAUGAUGAUGCUCCUGAAUGUCCUGAACUAGAAAAUAUAUUUGACGGCCAUUGGAAUAGGGGCUGGGAUCAAUUUGAAGCCAAUGAAACACUGUUUGGAGUAAAAAGCACAUUUAAUGAGGAACUUUAUACGACAAAGCUUGAGAAAGGUCCUCUGAUGAGUGAGUUGGAAAAAGAAGCUCUAAGAAUAGCUAGAGAAAUUGAGGGUGAGGAUACACGUGAUCUUCAUCUAGCAGAGGAGAGAGGGAUUCAACUUCAUGGGAACCUAGAAGUUGAUGAGGAAACCAGGUUUUCUGCAGUUGUUAGAGAGGUUGAUGAUAGCGGUUAUGACGACUGUGAGGACAUAUUAUUGGAUUCACGUAAUGACGAAACAUUUCAAGGUGUAUCUAGUACUAUGGGCAAGUUAUCUACUGACAAGAGCAGUAGGAAAAUUAGUGAUGGUGCACAAGUGUCAUCAGGAUCUUCCUCCAUGGAUGAAGUGCAAUCUUCCCAGUUAAGUACCAGCAGGGAUCUCUAUCAGAUUUGUUAUGAUGAUCAUGCUAAACAGUCAUCGGCUGAAAUUGUUCCUAAAGGUGCCUCUAUCUUAAACAGGGGACUCAAAGCCCUGUUUAGUGAGCAUGCUGGGGCAAAUUGCAAUAACGAGGAUAAAAGAAAUCAAAUGAUAACUGAAGAAGCUCAAAUGUCAUUACCGGAAGAUUCAAAGUCUUCUUCAAGAAUAAAGAUGGAUACCUCUGAUAGGGGUAGAUUGUCUUCAGACAUCUCCGCAUCGUGUGUUCAUCCAGAGCGCCAGGAUAAGAUCCCAAGUUCUUCUAGAGAGAAGUUGGAGGGUGUGGUGUCUUCCAAGAUUCAGGGGACUGCACAAUCUGCUAAUUCUCGUGUGCGACCUAGUAGUUCUGCUCUAUCCACUUCUGAUGAAACAGGUGCUGCCUCAACGUCAGCUGACAAUGGAUUAUCACGAACCUCUUCUAUAAAUUCAUUUUCGUUAGAAAAAUCCACAUUGAAUCCACAUGCUAAGGAAUUUAAACUAAAUCCUAAUGCAAAGAGUUUCACCCCAUCUCAAUCACCUUUGAGACCUGCUUCGCCGGUGUCUGAUAAUUCCUUCUACUAUCCAGCUGGUGUGACGACUGUCCCGCACAUGCAUGGCAUGCCUGUUGGCAUUGGAGUUGGUGCAUCAUUUUCUGCACAUCAGCCUGUUAUAUUUAAUCCUCAGGCGACUCCUGUACCACAACCGUAUUUUCAUCCAAAUGGACCACAGUAUGGACAGCAGAUGAUGAUUGGUCACCCUCGGCAAGUUGUCUAUAUGCCGAAUUACCCCACUGAAAUGCCGUUUAAGGGAAGAGAGUAUUAACCAGUUUGCUAACAAUAUCGCGUGGUGGGUUGACCCAAUUUGCUGAUGUAGAAAAUAAUUUCUGACGCUAGAUGUUGUGGACCAUUUAUUGGUGAACGAGGUUCAGCUGGUUGAUGAAGGUCUCCAAAUGGUUUGAUUAGAGCUCUUCCUUGUAGUGGAAUUUCACCGACUCAUAAUCACAGAUUUGUAAGCUUUCAGAUUUACAGUCUCUCAUGGAGUUUAUUUACCGAGGUGUUACUUUGGUAUAUUUCAUAUUUCUUCUCUUUGAUCUGUAUUCCUGAUAAUGUUUGUUGUUCUGUUAUUUCAAUACUAUUUAGUGGACUUUUAGCUA